This is a messenger RNA of Trypanosoma rangeli, 1452 nucleotides long. RefSeq lists its product as uncharacterized. The transcript has a single exon. The record is from RefSeq and is a predicted model, not a curated record. The coding region runs from base 1 to 1452 and encodes 483 amino acids. Lineage: Eukaryota; Euglenozoa; Kinetoplastea; Trypanosomatida; Trypanosomatidae.
AUGAGUGGCCAGUCAGGAGUGCAGCGUUCGCAAUUAGGUCGCCGAGGGGAAGCAGCGAGGGCGGAACUGCGGAAGCAGCUGCCAGUGAGCACCGCCGGAAUGGAGUCUACGGAAGCUAUCGAUGUGGAGGAAACCGCGCCCCGGCAUGCCGUGCUGGAGUCUGCACUUGUGAAGAAUCUCAAGAAACAAAUCACGUGCCUUGAGAUGGAGGUUGCUGUGCUGAAGGGUACGUUUAAGAAGGAGGCGGAGUUGACCGGCGCUGCCACAGGCGAUACGAGAGCUGCUGAGGCGCCACGAGACGUGGGCUUCGCGCCCGCAGAUACGGUGCCCUCCGCCACCCACGCGCGCGUGCACCCUUCCACGUUGUGGGUCGACGGCAGUGAAAAGGAGGCGCUGCGACGGGAGUCCCCCUAUAGCGCGAAUGCGGAAUCGCUUCGAGCCACCGCCCAGCGCCUCCUCCACGAUAAUGAGGCACUAGAGGUGCGACUGCAGUGCGAGCAGCAGGAGAGGCAAAAAUUGUCUAUGGAAAACGACAGUUUGCUUUUGGCUCUUCGUGAAAGCUGUAGCAACGCGGAGGAGACCCAUAGACGCCUUCGCGAGGCGCUGGGUGCACUCAACACAGAGCAGAAGAAACGCCGAGAAAUGGAAGACAAACUGCGAGUCUUUGCAGGAUCGCUCCUCGCAGAGGAGGACGCAGAAUGCAGAGAGGAUGUUUUUAGUGAAAAGGAAUACUACCGCGUCCAGACUGAUCGGCUGCGGGUUGCCCAGCAGGACAGCCUUGCCCGCAUUGAGAAACUGGAGAAACAGCUGAAAACAGAACGGACUCAGGCGGCGGAGGUAGAGUCGCGAUUGUGCGCCGCGCUGGAGGAAGUCCGGCGGCUGAGUGGUUUAGCUUCGGAGAAGACCGGUGUGUACGAAAGCUUGGAUAAAGGCUGCACGGGAAUGUGCGCAAUCUUGCAAAUGGCUGUGGAUGACUGCGACAGACUUCAACAUCAACUACGGCAGUGUCAGUCAGAUGUGUUCUCGCCUGCCUCAUCGGUUUCUAUUGAUGAAACCUUGCGUGGGCUAGAGCAGAUAUCCUUCACCUUGAAGAAAGAGGCUGUGGAUAAAGUGAGCCAUGAGGACGGUGGAAAGGCGUCAAAAGAACUUUCUCUGGGCAGCGCUGAUAAAGCAACUGAGGAGGCGGCGUUCCCUCCCCCACCUGCGGCUACUGUGCCGCCCCCACCCGAAGCUACUGUACCGCCCCCACCCGAAGCUACUGUACCGCCCCCACCCGCAGCUACUGUACCGCCCCCACCUGCAGCUACUGUCUCAACGUUGGUGGUCGCUAUUGAGCCAGCCAAAGUACAAGAAAUCCCUUUGCAUAAUACAAUAGAUGAUGAGUUGGAGGCCAUUGAACGUAGAAUCCGAGAGGAAGAAGCAUCAUUGCUUGCCUACCUCAACAUCCGGUAG